AUGGAAGGCUACGAAACAGGAACCAGCGAAGAAAAAAAGACUUAUCAAUUUUACGACCCGAAUUAUCAGUAUACUUGCCAGAGAUGCGGAAAGUCUUACAAAAGCGCGGGCUCACUGUCAAGACACAGGCACUACGAGUGUGGAAUCGAGCCUAAGGAAAAGUAUGGGGAUGGAUAUUUGCCGGCGUCUCAGUCCUCGUCGGACAACGAGGAAAUUUACCCGCAAAAUCUUCUUGGUGUCGCGUACAAAACUUCGGUUAAUAAUUCUAAAGAAGUUAGAGACGACGACGGGAAAUAUGUUUGCACUAAAUGCGGAAAAUCAUACAUCGCCUCAACCUCUCUGAAGCGGCACCAGCGGCUCGAGUGCGGAGUUGACCCCGCUCAGAAGUGUCACAUUUGGUACUGGACAUUCAUUCCAGCUGGACCAAUUGGACCAGCGAUGCCUGAAUAUCCGUCAAUUGUUCCGGCGCAGGUAGCACUAAUCUCAACGCGUUCAUCGCGGAGAAGCAAGGCAAAGAUGAAUUUCAGAUGCGACAAGUGCGGAAAACACUUCCGCUCGCGUUAUCAUCUUAAUCGUCAUUAUACGUUCGCUGUGGAACAGUGGAACGGAACGAACUUCACGCAGUGGUACGAAGUUCCAGGGAACGACAAGUUCCACAUGUGCCAAACGUGUCGCAAGUAUUUCUCCUCCCAAAAGAGUCUGAUGCGCCACGUGAAUUCUAUGUGUGGAACCAACAACGCGCAGGCGCACGAGUGCGAAAAAUGCGGAAAGUUGUUCGGCAGGCGCGACAACAUGAAGCGACACUACGACUUGUGCGGGAGCGCUAAAAAGUAUCCAUGCUUAAAGUGCAAUAAGAAAUUCAGCAGGAAAGAUUAUAUGAAAGUUCAUGCUACUUUGUGUUGCACUUUCGGGUACCAAUUCUGGCCAAUAAAAACAGAAGAACACCCGGAAGAAAUAGUAACAGAGGAACCUAACCAAUCAACGAGCCCAAAGAAGCGCCGCGGACGGAGAUGUGUCCUCAGCUUGAAUUAUAUUUGCAAUUCUUGCGGGAAUAAAUACGCAAGAUUGAGUUGUCUUCGCCGGCAUCAAAAAGAGUGCUGCUGCGAGCCUACUCUAGAGUGCCCGAAAAACAAUCGGAGAAUUCAAGAGAUGAAUUACUUCCUGUACCCAGAAUUAAAUUACCAACGCGACGAGCUGGAUAUUCUGAGGCCGAAAAAGCUGCGAUUGCACUACUGUAGCGGAUGCGGGCGAUCUUAUACACGUGUGGACAGCUUAAAGAGACACCAAUUAAAAUGCAAUGAGUAUUUGAUGACUACUCUGCAAGACAGCGGAGCUGGAAGGAAUGAGGACCGGGAGGGAAUUUGGUCGAAAAAAGGGACUAAUGAGGUGUCGUUGGUUACAGAGAUGCUGGAACAGUACGAGCAAUGGUUCCCGGAACGAGUGAAACCGAAGAAGGACGCCAGAACGAGUGGGACAUAUGUGUCGGCAUCUGUCGUCAAGCCGACGCAGUUGCACGUCUGCAGCGCCUGCGGAAAGAGGUACAAGUGGCUGGACAGCCUGAGGAGGCACCAGAGGGUCGAGUAUGCUAAUUGGCGGCGCCAAAGUCUUCUUUUGGACCACCAGUCUCCGGGGGAGCUUCUCGGAAAUUCUCCUGGGGGUUACUUCUGUCGGAAGUGUGGGAACAGUUACUCGAGGCUGCACUCGUUAAAUCGGCACAUUAAAUUUGAGUGCGGAAUUGAGCCACAGUUUGAGUUUUGGGGCCCGCCUCAAGUCAAUAUCGAGGUCCAGCUUCACACUUGUCCGAAGUGUGCGAGGACUUACUCGCACAAGUGCAACCUAAUGAGACACCUGAGACUUGAAUGCGGAGUCGGUCCGAGAUUUCAAUGCUCAAGCUGCGAAAAAAGAUUCAAACAUCGGCACCAUCUUCGAGAUCAUGAGAAACUUCAUACCCAUCACUGGGGCUUAGAUACUCAUAUGUAA
Messenger RNA from Cotesia glomerata, 1980 nucleotides. RefSeq names its product zinc finger protein 841-like. The transcript has 9 exons. Bases 1 to 1980 code for a protein of 659 amino acids. The record is from RefSeq and is a predicted model, not a curated record. Gene Ontology annotation, biological process: regulation of transcription by RNA polymerase II. Lineage: Eukaryota; Metazoa; Arthropoda; Insecta; Hymenoptera; Braconidae. Gene Ontology annotation, molecular function: DNA-binding transcription factor activity, RNA polymerase II-specific; RNA polymerase II cis-regulatory region sequence-specific DNA binding. Gene Ontology annotation, cellular component: nucleus.